Molecule: messenger RNA, 1669 nt
Organism: Lolium perenne
Lineage: Eukaryota; Viridiplantae; Streptophyta; Magnoliopsida; Poales; Poaceae
Source: RefSeq, a predicted model, not a curated record
ACAGCAAAAGUCCCAUUUUUCUUUUCCUCUCUCCACAGUCUGUUCCUCCAAGGCGCUAGGGUUCCUCCAGGCCCGCCGCCAGGCCCGCCACCGACCGGUCCGGCCGCCGCUCGCCCGCCUCCUGCCCCCCGACGCCCGCCCGCCUCCCGGCCCCGUCGCCCGCCCUCAUCCAUCCAUGGAGGAGGUCUAGCCCGGAGCCACCCCCGCGCAUCGUCGUCCCCAUCGAGCGGAGGGAGCUCGAGCUCGGACGCGGGGCUCCUUCAUCUGCUCUUGCCGUCGAACGGCAGGGCCUCGCCUGACCAUCUCGCGUCCCUGCUCCAGCGCGACUCCCUCUUCUGGCCAUCUGACCACCGAAGUAGAUGGAUACAGAGAUAGCAGCUAAAUCUGGGAAAUCUGUGAAAUCUGGGAAAUCUGGGAAGGCUGUUUGGGAUGCAUUUGCGGCUGAAGUUUUUCUUGAUGUGUGUAUUGAGGAAGUGUUAGCGCGCAACCGCCAUCAAGGUUAUUUGAAUCCAACUGGGUAUAAAAAUUUGGUAACGAAGUUCAAUGAACGCACUAAAAGAAAUUAUGUGCGCAAGCAAUUCAAGAAUAGGUGGGAGACACUGAAAAAAGAUUACAUGUUCAGAAUGGAGGAGGUCUGUGUUCUACCCAUUGCUUGAUCUUUUGGUUGGGAGGUACGGUCUUACCUCAACUUGCAACAUGUCCUCAAAAGAAGCACUGGCACUUUUUUUAUGGACUAUUGGGACAUGUCAAACAACUGAUAAUGUUGCUGAUCGAUUUGAACAUAGUCGGUCUACCAUUAGCAAAAAGUUUUAUGAGGUUCUUGACUGUGUAGACCGCAUGGCUGGUGAUUAUAUUAGGCCAAAGGAUAGAAAUUUCACUGAAGUGCAUCCGAAAAUGCAAACUGCAAGAUUUUGGCCUCAUUUCAAGGAUGCCAUUGGUGCUAUAGACGGAACUCAUAUUAAAGUGAUUGUGCCCAAAGAACUUGAGAUACAACACAUGAACAGGAAAGGUUAUACAAGUCAAAAUGUGAUGGCAAUUUGUGAUUUUGAUUUGAGGUUCACUUUUGUUGUUCCCGGAUGGCCCGGAUCAGUUCAUGACACACGUGUAUGGUCUGAUGCUCAAGUGUCAUAUCCCCACUAUCCUCACCCUCCAGCAGGAAAGUAUUAUCUUGUGGACUCGGGAUAUCCAAAUAGAAUAGGCUACCUAGCACCAUACAAAACUACUCGGUACCAUGUGCCUGACUUCCAGAAUAACCCUCCAAGGGGAAGAGAGGAGUCAUUCAACCAUAAGCAUUCAGCAGCGCGAAACUCCAUCGAACGAGGAUUUUGUUGUCUCAAGAUGAAAUGGGGUAUUCUUCAAGGCAUACCUCGUAGGAAACCCGUGCGCCAAAAGAUGAUAAUAACUGCUUGCAUGUGUCUACAUAAUUACAUUCGCGAUAGCAACCUCAGUGAUCAACAUUUCGACAUGUUUGAUACUGGGGGUAUGUUCAUGAGGAGAGUGCUUCAUAUCCUAGUGCUCCACCUGAAGAUGAUGGUACCUACAUGAAAGGGAUCCAUGACGACAUUGCGAAGAGUGUGUUUCCUUAGAUCCAACGACCACCUAUUUGAGUUGUAAUAAUUUGCACUUUAUGAAGAAAAAAAUGACCUCCUAUUUUUAUUGUAUUAUUUAA